Molecule: messenger RNA, 685 nt
Organism: Symbiodinium natans
Lineage: Eukaryota; Dinophyceae; Suessiales; Symbiodiniaceae
Source: the annotation of a GenBank genome assembly
AUGCUGCCAGUUCUAGCAGCUCUGAUUGCGGUGGCCGGAGCCCAGGCCACUCUGAGCAAUGCCACGAGUUCGCGAGUGCUGCAGGGUUCCCUUGGCAACAGCUCCAACUGGACGGAGAUGGUGAGCUUCAACAACACUCCGGGCAAGCGCUUGCUGCAGGGUGCCCUGGGCAACAGCUCCAACUGGACGGAGAUGGUGAGCUUCAACAACACUCCAGGCAAGCGCUUGCUGCAAGGUGCCCUGGGCAACAGCUCCAACUGGACGGAGAUGGUGAGCUUCAACAACACUCCGGGCAAGCGCUUGCUGCAAGGUGCCCUGGGCAACAGCUCCAACUGGACGGAGAUGGUGAGCUUCAACAACACUCCGGGCAAGCGCUUGCUGCAAGGUGCCCUGGGCAACAGCUCCAACUGGACGGAGAGGGUGAGCUUCAACAACACUCCGGGCAAGCGCUUGCUGCAAGGUGCCCUGAGCAACAGCUCCAACUGGACGGAGAUGGUGAGCUUCAACAACACUCCGGGCAAGCGCUUGCUGCAAGGUGCCCUGGGCAACAGCUCCAACUGGACGGAGAUGUUGAGCUUCAACUACACUCCGGGCAAUCGCUUGCUGCGAGGUGCCCUGGGCAACAGCUCCAACUGGACGGAGAUGGUGAGCUUCAACAACUCUCCAGGCAAGCGCUUGCUGCAAG